ACCCAUGGAGACAUGGCACAUAGGUUCCUCUCAUCUACGAACAGAUUCAGCGCCAGAUUCGCCUUCAUAUUCACCGUUUCACUUUCUUGCACCUAUUUAUGCUAUAGUAUUAUUUUUUGUCGCAGCACAAUCAUGACAAACCAGGGUUACGGCGGGAAAAGAUGCCCACCGAGCAAGAACGCUGGAGGGAAGAAACUUCUUGGGAAAUUAGACAAUUGCGCUUCGCUGGAAGUCAGGUCCGCUUUGGAUGAGUCUGCUGCCCAGCGAGGAUCAAGUGAUCCCCGCUACCAAAGUAAAGCAUCUGCCUUGUCCGGCACUCAUUGGGCUGACGCGAAGUUGAGAAACAUGAGUGUUGCGCAAAGAUAUGGGAAUAAGAAGCUGCCUAAUGCGUUAAUAGUCGGUGUAAAGAAAGGAGGAACCAGGGCGGUGCUGGAGUUCAUCCGGAUACAUCCAGAUGUGCGCGCACUCGGAACGGAGCCCCACUUUUUCGAUAGAAACUAUGACAGAGGGCUGGAAUGGUACAGGGGAUUAAUGCCACGAACACUAGACAGCCAGAUCACACUAGAGAAGACUCCAAGCUACUUUGUCACCAGAGAUGCACCCAGACGCAUCUCCAGCAUGUCCCAUGAGACCAAGCUGAUUGUCGUGGUGCGCAACCCAGUCACAAGAGCCAUCUCCGACUACACUCAGACACUUUCCAAGAAGCCCGACAUCCCUACGUUUGAAGAGCUGGCCUUUAAGAACAGAAGUUUGGGUCUCGUCGACGCUUCCUGGAAUGCUAUUCGGAUUGGGAUGUAUAUUCUGCACCUGGAGAACUGGCUGCAGUACUUUCGUCUGUCGCAGAUGCACUUUGUGAGUGGGGAGCGGCUGAUAACAGAUCCGGCAGGGGAAAUGGGCCGUGUUCAGGACUUUUUGGGACUGAAACGAAUAAUCACAGACAAGCACUUCUACUUUAAUAGAACCAAAGGCUUCCCCUGUCUGAAGAAGCCGGAAAGCAGCAGCCAGCCGCGGUGCCUCGGCAAGUCCAAGGGCAGGACUCACGUACAAAUUGACCAGGAGGUCAUAGAGCAGCUUCAGGAGUUUUAUAAGCCAUUUAAUAUCAAAUUCUUUGAAACAGUGGGACAGGACUUCAAGUGGGAUUGAGAGUGUUAUACAGAAACAGGCUGUUUUAAAAAUGGCUUCCUCUGAAGAGAAUCUUCACCAAAAUGUUUAAAUGACAAGUUUAUUAAGAUGUGUAUACAAUGAGAAAAUGAAUAUAAAAUAAUAUACAACUCAGAAAAUAUAAUAUAGUCAUAGAAAUGGUUUCACAUCAUGCUGCUGGGUUUUGGGUUGGGCCAUUCAGAUAAUAAUAAGUUCCAUUUCUUUAAAAUAUAUGAAAAUAUAUAUAUAAAAACCCAGUUUCUCUACCACAUACAUACAUGACAUAUGAAUUUAUCACCGGGAAACCAGCAUUAAUCCAUUAACAAAUUCAUUAACCCUCACAAUACCCCUGUCAUUUAACCACACCAGACCUACAUUAACAACACAGCUUAAAUAUUCAUUGUCUAGAUUGCUUAUUUAUUCAUCAUUUCUACUCAAAAAUGAACCACUGGCUUUACUGCUAAAAUGAGCUCUCGACAUGAAGUCACAGCAAAAUGUCAAAUGAAUAAUAAAAUCAGCCUGUCAAUUAUCCUGCAAUGAAAUGUAUUUCCUUUUGUUGACAAUAGCUCAUGGACAACAGUGGCAAAUUUACUGAAUAAAUGUACUGUAACUGGUAAGAAAAACAUUAAAACCAACGGUAACGGUUUACAGUUUGUUGGAACUCUACUUCAGCUCUUUCUGUGUUAGU
Molecule: messenger RNA, 1828 nt
Organism: Thunnus maccoyii (southern bluefin tuna)
Lineage: Eukaryota; Metazoa; Chordata; Actinopteri; Scombriformes; Scombridae
Gene: hs3st2
Product: heparan sulfate (glucosamine) 3-O-sulfotransferase 2
Exons: 2
Coding region: 13-1143 (376 amino acids)
Molecular function (GO): [heparan sulfate]-glucosamine 3-sulfotransferase activity
Source: RefSeq, a predicted model, not a curated record